Messenger RNA from Vicia faba (fava bean), 1620 nucleotides. The record is from the annotation of a GenBank genome assembly. NCBI's taxonomy places the organism in Eukaryota, Viridiplantae, Streptophyta, Magnoliopsida, Fabales, Fabaceae.
AUGAAUGCUCCGAUGAAGAAAAAGAUCCAAAAGAAGUGCAAAAUCCGAGGCUACAACAUCAAACCUGAAGCCCUCGACGAGAUCCUCUCCUUCGUCACUCGAUUCGAACCCACCGAACAAGAAGAAGCCAUCGAUCUCGUCCUCGAGAACCUUGAACACGAAUCUGUCAAAUCUACAGUAAUUGAUGUGGAGCCAGUUCAACGAGUGUUGAACUUGCUAUUGGAAGCCGACGCGGCGGAGGAAACUGUUGAAACCUUCGCUUCAUCUUCUUCUGCUAUUGCCGUCAUUGAUGUGUUUGAUGUUCUUAGAUAUAAAUAUGACGCUAUCAGAAGGAAUUUCUACCUGUACCCAGGAAGCUCACCUCUUCACGGAGAUGCAGCAGCCAAAUCUGCAUUGUACAGGGAUAGGUUUAUGUUGUUGUCCCAGAGGCUUUCUCGUCACCAAGAUUUUACGAAACCUGCUUUUGAGUCUGAACUUUCCCAAUUCAGGAGUCGUGAGAUAUCUCCUAUUCAAUCUCUAGUUGGGCAAAAAGGUAGACGAUGGGUAAUGGGAGUAAUAUCUCAGCUGGAGGAUGGGCAUUUUUACUUGGAAGACCUUACCGCUUCAGUUAAAAUCAGUUUAUCUGAUGCUAUAUCCUUUUGUGCUUUGACAAAUCCAUACAAGAUUACUACGGGAUUCUUCUUAGAGAACACCAUAGUUGUGGCUGAAGGCGAGAUGGUAUCUGCAGAGGGCAUUUUUCAGAUUUAUUCAUGUGGAUUUCCUCCACCAGAGGAUAGAGAUAAAUCACUUCAAGUGCUUGCAGGCCAUAACUUUUUUGGUGGUUGCACUUUUACAAAAGAAGAAACGAUCAGACAGGAAGAGAUGGAGAAAAGAGCAGUCAAUGACAUGUUUGUCAUACUAUCUGAUAUUUUUGUAGACAAAGAAGAGGCUAUGGGAAAGCUAGAGAUUGUUCUAGAUGGUUUUGAGAGUGAGGAAGUCGUUCCUUCCUUAUUUGUUUUCAUGGGAGACUUCUGUUCUGUGCCAUAUAGCCAAGCAUCAGGCCCUUUCUCGAUCCUGAGGUUGCAGUUUGGCAGGCUAGGGAAAAUUAUUGCAGCCCGUCCAAGAUUAAAAGAGAACAGUCGAUUUCUUUUUAUUCCAGGUCCUGGUGAUAUAGGUCCUUCAACAGUUCUUCCUAGGUGUAGAUUACCUAAAUGUUUAACUGAGGAGUUCCAAAAGUAUAUUCCCGAAGCCAUAUUUUCAAGCAAUCCAUGCAGGGUAAAAUUCUAUACACAAGAAAUUGUGUUUUUCCGCCAGGAUCAGCUGUAUAGCAUGAGUCGUUCUUCUCUAGUGCCACCUUCUGUGACAGAAACUACUGAUCCUUUUCAGCAUUUUGUUGCCACAAUAACCCACCAGAGUCAUCUCUGCCCCCUACCUCUAACUAAACAGCCUAUCAUAUGGAAUUAUGACCAUGGCCUUGAUUUAUAUCCAACUCCGCACACGAUAGUCUUAGGAGAGAGAAGUCCACAGAAGGCUUUUAAAUACACAGGAACCACUUGUUUUAAUACUGGAUCCUUCUCGAUGGAUAGCACAUUUGUAGUGUACCGUCCUUGCUCUCAGGAAGUUGAAUUGUCAUCCUUGUGA